AUGGUAGCUUUGAUUGAGGGUUAUAGUGCUAUUUUGAAGAAUAAAAUUCCUCCAAAGUUGAAGGAUCCGGGAAGUUUCAUAAUUCCAGUUUCUAUUGGGGGACGAGAAGUUGUUGGGAAUUGGAGAAGCAAGGCCAACUUAGUCACUUUGCAAUUAGCUGACAAUUCUAUGGUACAUCCGGAGGGAAAGAUUGAAGACGUCCUAGUACAAGUUGACAAGUUCAUUUUUCCAGCAGAUUUAAUCAUUCUUGACUAUGAGGAAGAUAGGGAGGUUCCAAUCAUUUUAGGGAGACCAUUCCUUGCCACCGGGAGGACUUUGAUAGAUGUUGAAAAAGGAGAGCUCACCAUUCAAGCUCAAGAAGAACAAGUAACAUUCAAGGUUUUUAAUCCAAUAAGCUUUCCUAAUGAAAUUAAGGCUUGUUUAUCCAUAAGUGCUUCCAACCCCAAGAUGCAUGAAUAG
Molecule: messenger RNA, 459 nt
Organism: Humulus lupulus (European hop)
Lineage: Eukaryota; Viridiplantae; Streptophyta; Magnoliopsida; Rosales; Cannabaceae
Exons: 2
Coding region: 1-459 (152 amino acids)
Source: RefSeq, a predicted model, not a curated record